Messenger RNA from Striga hermonthica, 582 nucleotides. The record is from the annotation of a GenBank genome assembly. NCBI's taxonomy places the organism in Eukaryota, Viridiplantae, Streptophyta, Magnoliopsida, Lamiales, Orobanchaceae.
AUGGCAGACAACUUGGUGAAUCAACUACAAAGUUUUAUGCAAUCUGAAAGAGAGGAAGGUGGAAUCUCAAUCAUCGACGAUGAUACUAGCGCAGGAAUUCAAGAAUGCUCUCAGAGCCUCUUUGGUCGAAUAUAUGGUGAGAAGAGGGUCAACUUCACAAGCAUGAGGAACACGCUGCAGACAGUUUGGCAAACUCAGAAGCCAGUUACUGCUAGAGCUCUGGGACAUAACCAUUUCAAAUUCAUAUUCCAAACAGAAGAAGACAAGAAAAGAGUUCUGACCAGUACAUGGUCGUUCGAUGUCCAAUACUUGUUGUUAAAGGAAUGGAACCCAACAGAAGAAGUUGAGGAAAUAGAGAGUAACCCUCCCAAAGGGAGGGAAGUAAGACUUGUGUCCUCUGAGACAGAAGCUAAAAAUCAGGCUUUGACUCAAGGAAACAAGUCUGCUGAGAUUGGAAAAUGUGGGAGUGAGAGUCAUGUUGCUGUCUCCUUAGGAAUAGUAGUCACUAAUAACAUGGAUAGUAGAAAAGAACAGGCUGUAGACUUAAUGUGCUUAGAUAAUUUAGUGCAGGUUCCUGUCUAA